Molecule: messenger RNA, 480 nt
Organism: Saprolegnia parasitica CBS 223.65
Lineage: Eukaryota; Oomycota; Saprolegniomycetes; Saprolegniales; Saprolegniaceae
Exons: 5
Coding region: 1-480 (159 amino acids)
Source: RefSeq, a predicted model, not a curated record
AUGUCCUUCUUCGAAGCCAAAGUCAAGAAGCCGAUCGUCGACCUGCUCACGUCGGGAGCCUCGCCCCAUAGCCUCGCGCUCUCGAUGGCCUUUGGCGUGACCUGCGGUAUCUUUCCGAUCCCUGGCGUGACAAGUGUCCCGGUCGUCGCUGCCGUCUUCCUCUUUGGGCUCAACCCGGUGGCGGCGAUGCUCAUGAACUACCUCUGCACGCCGCUCAACAUUGCGUCCGUGCCCGUUUUCGUGGCGUAUGGCGGCCAGUUCUUUGGCGCGGGCGCAGAGGACUUUUCCGUUUCGACGCUGCUCCAAGGUCUCCAAGACGAUACGCUGGCGACGCUCGGGCAGUUCCAGUACGUACUUCUGCACGCUAUCUACAUGUGGCUCGUCUUUUUGCCGAUUGGGACGCUUGCGAUCUACCUCGUGUUGUACCCGAUCCUCAAGGUCAGCAUUGGGAGUGCGGCCACCAAGCCCAAGACGACCUAA